ACAGGGACAAAGGUCAAUAAAAGCAGCACAAAUUGGCAUUGACCAAUUAACUUUCGAGGUUUUAAUCAUCAUAAAUAGAAAUAGAAAUAGAAUAGGAUAAGAGUGUAUUUACUUUAACUAGUUAGCUAGCUCCUCUAUUUAACCAACGAGUUUGAGCAAGAUAACAUAACAAUAUCAGUAGGAGCCAUGAACACGGAAUCAGAACCAAAUGAGAAGAGAGAGAUAGAGAAGGUGGACAAUACGGAAGCAGUAGUCGAUGAAAUUGAUGAUGUUUCGAAGAGAAUCCCACCAUGGACGAAGCAGGUAACAGUGAGGGGAGUCAUUGCUAGCAUUGUGAUUGGUUGCGUUUAUAGCGUCAUAGCCAUGAAACUGAACCUCACAACUGGGCUUACCCCUCACCUGAACGUCUCUGCCGCCCUCCUCGCCUUCAUAUUCAUGCGAGCUUGGACUAAGCUCCUUGGAAAGGCCGGGAUUGUCUCAACUCCGUUCACUCGCCAAGAGAAUACUAUGAUUCAGACAUGUUCAGUUGCUUGUUACACCAUUGCUGUUGGAGGCGGGUUUGGGUCAUAUCUAUUGGCAUUAAACAAGAAAACAUAUGAGCAGACGGGGGUUAACACUGUAGGGAAUUCUCCGGGGAGUUACAAGGAGCCCGGAUUUGGUUGGAUGACGGGAUUCCUUUUCGUUGUUUGUUUCAUUGGUCUUUUUGUUUUGAUUCCUCUCAGAAAGAUCUUGAUAGUGGACUACAAAUUGACGUUUCCAAGCGGGAUGGCGACUGCUGUUCUCAUUAAUGGAUUUCAUAAUCAGGGAGAGAAGAUGGCUAGAAAGCAAGUACGUGGGUUCAUGAAGGUUUUCUCACUGAGUUUCUUGUGGGGUUUUUUCCAAUGGUUCUACUCCGGAAAAGACAUCUGUGGCUUCGCACAGUUCCCUACUUUUGGAUUGCGAGCAUGGAAGAAUACAUUCUACUUUGAUUUUAGCAUGACGUACGUGGGAACAGGAAUGAUAUGUCCACACAUAGUGAACUUGUCAACACUGCUUGGAGCAGUGCUUUCAUGGGGUGUCAUGUGGCCACUUCUUGCUAACUUUAAAGGACUCUGGUUCCCUUCUACUAUUCCCGAAUCCAGCAUGAAAAGCUUGAAUGGCUACAAGGUCUUUCUCUCUAUAGCUCUGCUCCUAGGUGAUGGAAUCUACAAUUUCAUCAAGGUUAUUUGUAUUACAUUCUUAAGUAUCCAUGGCAGAUUGAAACAAAAGAACCUCAAAUCAGCUGCGGAAGAAGAAAGCAGUGUCAAGUCCCUUGACAUUCUGAAACAAAAUGAAGUCUUCAUUAGAGAAAGCAUUCCCUUGUGGGUAGGAGCCAGUGGAUACAUUCUCUUCACCGUCAUCUCAGUAAUCGUUAUUCCUUUCAUAUUCCCUGAGGUUAAAUGGUACUAUGUCAUCAUGUCCUACCUUUUGGCUCCAUCUUUAGCCUUCUGCAAUGCUUAUGGAGCCGGUCUAACUGAUAUCAACAUGAGCUACAAUUACGGUAAGGUGGGUCUCUUUGCACUAGCUGCGUUGGCCGGGAAACAACAUGGUGUUGUGGCAGGGCUUGCCGGGUGUGGACUCAUGAAAUCUGUCAUUUCUGUUUCCUGCAUUCUGAUGCAAGAUUUGAAAACAGGGCAUCUAACUCUGACAUCCCCACGGACAAUGUUGGUGAGCCAGGCCAUUGGCACUGCCAUUGGCUGCGUGGUAUCUCCUCUCUGCUUCUUACUGUUCUACAAGGCUUUUGACGUGGGCAACCCAAACGGUGAAUACAAGGCUCCUUAUGCUGUAAUCUAUAGAAACAUCGCGAUUCUAGGAGUUCAAGGAUUCUCGGCUUUGCCUUACCAUUGCUUGCAACUCUGCUAUGGCUUCUUCGCAUUCGCAGUAGGGAUCAACCUAGUGAAGGACUUUUCCCCUCCGAGGAUUGGGAAAUGGAUGCCUCUACCAAUGGCUAUGGCUGUGCCCUUUUUGGUUGGUGCCUACUUCUCUAUUGAUAUGUGUGUGGGAACUCUGAUUGUGUUUGUGUGGCACAAACUUAACCCUAAGAAGGCUGAGUUGAUGGUUCCAGUAGUUGCCUCUGGUUUGAUAUGCGGCGAAGGUCUCUGGACACUUCCUGCAUCAAUUCUUUCUUUGGCCGGAGUAAAUCCUCCAAUGUGCAUGAAAUUCUUGGCUUCAUAGACAAACCCUCCAUGUUAAUGGAAAUUAGAAGAAUCCUGUAAUUUACAAGAACUCCUACCAUUGCAAUGUCCAAUUUGUAAUGGAAACUUCUUUUUUGUUGUUGCUGAGAUAAUUAGGCUUUUUAGACAUUAGGGAGGUAAUAUGUUAACUAGUCUAUUUUGUCAUUCAGUUCGAUUUCAUAGACAAGCAAUGCCACAAUACAUAAAUAUUAACAAAUUACGAAAACA
This is a messenger RNA of Camellia sinensis, 2420 nucleotides long. RefSeq names its product YELLOW STRIPE like 1 (gene YSL1). Gene Ontology annotation, biological process: seed development; response to iron ion. NCBI's taxonomy places the organism in Eukaryota, Viridiplantae, Streptophyta, Magnoliopsida, Ericales, Theaceae. The record is from RefSeq and is a predicted model, not a curated record. Gene Ontology annotation, cellular component: plasma membrane. Gene Ontology annotation, molecular function: oligopeptide transmembrane transporter activity; iron-nicotianamine transmembrane transporter activity.